AUGUACUUGAGUGGCAAUCCAGCCAGUACCUUUGAGGAAACCGAGAAGCAGGAGAUCGAGCUAUCGUCCGCGCCCGAUCCCGCGAUUGUGAAGCGCAUCAAGCUCAAAGCCGAUUUCAUUUUGCUGCCGUUAUUGACGCUUGCAUACCUCUUCAACAGCGUCUCAAACGCGCAUACUGCGGGGCUUGAAGAGGAUCUUGGUCUUGUUGGCAAUCAGUUCAACCAAAUUUUGACUUUUUAUCAAAUCCCGUUCAUCGUACUCGGACCGGCGGUCACUCUGUUGACGAAAUGGCUUGGCGCGCGUUGGACAAUUCCAGGGAUGCUGCUUGUCUUCGGAUGUGCUUCCUUGGCUAGCGGCUUCUCCAAGAACUUCAGGGACAUUGUCAUCUGUCGUGUCUUUGUCGGGGCAUUCGAGUCAGGAUUCCUAGCGUCGGUCAUCUACUACCUCUCCAUCUGGUACACCAGGGCAGAGCUUGCCACUCGUAUCGGAAUCUUCUACGCAGCGCUUGUCUCGUCCUCUGCCUUUGGUGGUCUCCUUGCCUAUGCCGUUUUCCAUAUCAAAAGCGGCGCCUACCCGAGCUGGGCAUACCUCUUCUUUCUCGAAGGUGGCUUAACUGUCGUCUGGUCAUUCGUGCUGUUUGCCUUGCUGCCAUUUGGUGUGAACUCCGCCUGGUUCCUCAACGAGGAAGAGAAGGUUGCUGCGUGCGUUCGGCUUCAACAGGACUCCGUCUCUACGCUCGAAGAAGGUUUCAGCUGGCGAGAGGCUCUUGGGGAGUUUCGCACAGUUCACGGAUAUAUACGUGUGCUUCUGGGAUUCACGUCUGGCGUUAUAACAACGUCAAACGCAAAUUUCCUGGCCAUAAUCGUCAAAAGGCUCCAAUUUAGCGUCAUCAAGACCAAUCUGGUAUGUAUCUGA
This is a messenger RNA of Purpureocillium takamizusanense, 915 nucleotides long. RefSeq lists its product as uncharacterized. The record is from RefSeq and is a predicted model, not a curated record. Gene Ontology annotation, cellular component: membrane. The coding region runs from base 1 to 915 and encodes 304 amino acids. Gene Ontology annotation, biological process: transmembrane transport. Lineage: Eukaryota; Fungi; Ascomycota; Sordariomycetes; Hypocreales; Ophiocordycipitaceae. Gene Ontology annotation, molecular function: transmembrane transporter activity. The transcript is spliced from 3 exons.